AUGGCAGAUCCUUUAGAGGUUAUCAUACAAAACAAUCUGCUCUUCAAUGCCAUCUGCAAGAAAUUCCCACAUUACAUAUCAAACAUCCACGUGAAUGAUUGGACUUUAUGUCUGCCAGCUACCUCAAUCCAAGCCAAUUCUAUCAGUGAGGAGUUUGUCGCAACUCAUGUCUUGAGACCAACAUACAACGAGGACGAGUACACAACUGUAAACAAUAAGCAGGUUUAUUUGCAGGACGGGACUAUUCGAACUGGACAAGGAUUUCCUGUUGAAAGAAUCUCUCACGUAUUGGCGGAUAUUCUAUACCGAGACGACAUUGUGAAACCCAUCAAUGUUUAUCUAGUUGACGUCCCGUUUAUAAAGCCUGACGUAGAGGAGAUAGACUAUCAUCUGGCUGAAUCGGCAGCAACAUUACCGAUUCUACUCAGAGAAAUCAGAAGCGAUGUGGAGCUCAAUGAGAUUGAUGGAGCAAUUGCUCAAUUUAACGAUCAAGUGAUUACUCUGACAGAACUGGAUGCUUUACUUGCUGAGAUCAAGAAGCUGCUUGGAUUUUGCUUCGAGAGAAUUGCCUGUCUACAUGAACGAAUAGAGCCACUUCUUCAUCGUCUAAAUUUAUCUGUAGACACACUCUAUCAAGUCACAGAAACUUACGUGAUGGAGAACACGUAUGAAGUUUGCUACUUCAUACUACAAAGGGCUCAUCGUAACGAGGAUGCCGACAUGGCAGACGCUUUGAGUCGAAUACAGCAUCUUGAUAUCAAUCAGAUGGGACUGAGAUUCAACUAUGGGAAAAACGUCGUCGCUGCUGUCACAGAAUUCAAGUCUAUAUCGCUACUGCGUACGCCGUUUGAAAAAAUAAAGAAAUUGAUGAGGAGCAUAUACGCUCUGACUGGAUCAGAUCCAACGAUGACUAGCGACCAACUUAUACCCUUAAUGAUCUUUAUGUUGAUACGGUCGAAUCAAGUAAAUCUUUUGUCCACGUUAUAUUAUAUGAAGACAUUCAUCUUCGAGCACGAUAUUAUAUCAGGAGAAUUGGGCUACGGAUUAUCCACAUUGGAAGCUGUGAUUUCUUACAUCACGAAUAAUAAAGACAGUUUGGCCGAUCUGUCUAUAAAGAACCUUGCUUUCUGGGGUGCUGUGAUUAGUGGCGAUGUCGAAGAAGUAGGACGAAUGUUAGAUCUAGCAGGAUAUUCUAUAGUAUCGCAACAGUCGCUACAGUCGCCCCCAUCACCUUCGAAAUCGUCGUUUCCAUUCCAGGAAGACACGCUCAUGUGGGUCUCCGUCGUAAAUUCUCGAGAUUUUGAUGGAAAUAAUGCGUUGCUCUUGGCUGCUCAAAAUCGUCAAUUGCCUGUAGUAUCUACAUUAUGUCAAUCUUAUGUGGCGUGGAGAACCUACUUGGAAGAUGCAGCCAUAAAUCUGAACGUCCGAAGAAUUUCCAGCGAAUAUCAACAUCCUGGAAAUCCUGAUACCUACAACUAUACCCUAAAUACAUCCCUGCACCUCGCUGUUAUCUUAAAUGACUUCGCUCAGGUAGACUUGUUGCUCGCACAAGAUGCGAGCAUAGACAAAAGCAAUGAGAAUGGAGAAACGCCACUUAUUAUAGCAUGUAGACUGCAGAAUAUAGAGAUGAUUGAUAAACUAAUUCAAGCAGGAGCCGAUGUAAACGCUGCCACGUCAAACGGCACGACCUGUUUACAUCUAGCCAACCUGGAAAUGGUCCGUUUGCUUCUAUACCUCCCGCAUAUAAAUCCGAAUAUAAAAAACCUUGAAGGUUUGACGCCGUUACUGUACCAUUGUCAACACGGACGACAACCGAUCGUCUCUGUGCUUGUCAAAAACCCAAAAGUCGAUAUAAAUAGUAAAGAUCUAGGGCACAGGACAACUCUUCAUCUAUGUUGUUUCCGUGGAUACUCUGUCUUGGUCGAACAGAUUCUGUCUCGUGGGGAAGAAGUGCUUGUCGAUGAGACCUCACUCAAGGGAAAUACUGGCUUGCACGCAGCAGCAGAUGCUGAACACAUAGAGAUUGUUUUGAUGCUCUUGCAAUUUGGAGCUGAUCCUACUGUUAGGAAUCUGCAGGGCAAAACCGCUGCUGAUCUUGCCAAGAACGAAGAUAUACGAGAGCUAUUAGACGAUUAUUCUCUGUUUCGUUCUGGAGAGCAUAAACAGCAAGAACGGGUAGCUUCUGUGGCAAGAGCCAUUCCACUGCUGCACGACAAAAUAGUGCUCGUCGUCAAAUCUGGACUUUAUCCCGAUAUAUCGUCAAUUACCACUGUACAUAGAGAACUACAAGACUUUGCACUCUUAAGGCAGCAACUGCUAGUAGAGCGGCCCGAAGCAUGUCUGCCAGAGCUCAAGGACCUCGUGAAUCAUCCUGCAUUUGGCGUUGGUGUCAAACCCGGCGAAGGAUUGUCGCAACGACAACUCCGACGUCUUGUCAGACGUUUGCAUAGAUUCUUAAACUUCUUACUCCAACAUCCUGUAUUCAGACACUCAGAACUCGUAUGGGAAUUCUGUGUUGUCACAGACAUUGAAGUAGAUAUGAUACUAUCCAGGACAAAACUGAAGGUAGAGCAUGAACAGGAGCAGGUCGCCGAUACAGUAUCGCCUGUAAUCCGGGAUUUAGAAAACGACACGAUAUGGAGAAAUGCGGAUACGACUCUCUCGAUGCUAAAUAUUGAUGUGAAGCAGACAGGACUUGCUGCGAAGCGACUUGGAAAGGCUCGUAAAGAUAUGUCGAAUCAGAUACGAACGUUACGAUGGCAUGUUGGCCGUCCAUCGUCUCUCAUACUCGAAUCUAGCAUCAAAUCUUCGAUGGUAGAUUUGAUGCGAAAAGUGACAGACGUGAUGGGAAAGCAGAGUUUGGAAGAUGUAUGGGAUAUCGGUGAACCCAUAUACGAAUCGCAUCAUGAUUUCGGACUGAACGUGUUGAAGAAGCACGAAGAUCGUGUCCACACAUAUACAGAUGCUGCCGCAAAAGUAGCAGCUCAUGUAACUACCAUCUCUCGAUUGGAAGCCGUACCAAAAGCUCUUGGGUCCAUGAUACCGUCCAUCUUUACGGGAUUUUCCGACGAUGGUAGAGCCAAGCGACUGUCUGAAAUGUACUUUCAGCUGGAAUCUCUUCAACAGGCCGCAGAUAAGACUGCAUCUUUGCUAAAUCAUGGAGACUCGCAGUUGAUUCAAGAAUUGUCUUUUUUUCACAAGAAACGUGCCGACGAUAUUAUUCGUAAUCUUCAAAAUUAUGCUUCACGGCAGCUAGCUGGUGAGAGAACUGUCAAAGACGCCGUCACAGAUGCCAUAAGAUCUUUAGAUGGUUAUUCAGCCACGAAGGCUCAACAAGCCUCUCGAGUAUCUAUAGUAGGAGCAAACACAGACGACCUUAUUAUAAGACAAGAGGAGCCUAGUGAACGAAUUGAAGAGAUGGAAGAAUCCUUUAAUGGAUCUGGCGCAAAUACUCCAUUUACCGAUGAAUAG
This is a messenger RNA of Synchytrium microbalum, 3471 nucleotides long. RefSeq lists its product as uncharacterized. NCBI's taxonomy places the organism in Eukaryota, Fungi, Chytridiomycota, Chytridiomycetes, Synchytriales, Synchytriaceae. The transcript is spliced from 7 exons. Gene Ontology annotation, cellular component: tubular endosome; late endosome; transport vesicle. Bases 1 to 3471 code for a protein of 1156 amino acids. The record is from RefSeq and is a predicted model, not a curated record. Gene Ontology annotation, biological process: early endosome to late endosome transport. Gene Ontology annotation, molecular function: guanyl-nucleotide exchange factor activity; phosphatidylinositol binding; SNARE binding.